GCACCGCAGGUUUGCGGACGUGGCGGCGGCUGUCGGUGCGGAAGGCGGGGACGGCGGCGACAGCGGCGAAGGCGGCGACAGUGGCAGAAGCGGACCCAGACAUCCGAGGACCGGGAGUCGGUCAUGAACUUCCCCGGGGCCGCGGCUGUGGUGGCGUACAUAACCGUGUCGCCGCGCCCCUGCUAGAAGACAGAUAUAACAUCAUGGCAGGAAGGAAUCAGAACCGGACUGCUUCCCUCACAGGAAUUCAAGCCAGUGGCCAUGUGCACACCUUUGGGAAUUGUACAGACAAUGACAUGUUGGAAGAAGAUGCUGAAGUCUACGAACUUCGGUCCAGGGGAAAGGAGAAGGUUCGGAGAAGCACAUCGAGAGACAGACUUGAUGACAUCGUUAUAUUAACGAAAGAUAUACAGGAAGGAGACACUCUAAACGCAGUAGCCCUUCAGUACUGUUGUACGGUAGCAGAUAUCAAAAGAGUUAACAAUCUCAUCAGUGAUCAAGACUUUUUUGCGCUUAGGUCUAUCAAAAUACCAGUUAAAAGGUUUAGUUCUUUGACUGAAACUCUUCAUCCUCUGAAAGGAAGACAAGUUUUGCAUCCUCCACCUGUUCCGUAUUUCCAAGAGCAGGACACUGUGCCAGCUGACGAUCCUCCUUCUUCCAGCGAGUCCGCCGGCAGUUUCCUGAAAGAGGUGGAUCGCGACAUAGAGCAAAUAGUCAAGUGUACAGACACCAAGAAGGAGAACCUGAAUGAAGUAGUGUCCGCCUUAGCAGCACAACAGGUCCGAUUUGAGCCUGAUAACAAAAGCGUUCACCGAAAGGAUCCGUAUUACGGCGCAGACUGGGGGAUGGGUUGGUGGACAGCUGUCGUGAUAAUGUUGAUAGUGGGCAUAAUAACACCAGUGUUUUAUUUGCUGUAUUAUGAGGUUUUAGCUAAAGCGGAUGUUAGCCACCAUUCCACAGUGGACUCUUCGCACUUGCAUCCAGGACCCACACCUCCAUCACACCACAGAGAGACGGGAAAUGCAAUCGGUCCAACAAAAGGAAUACCUGUUGGUCAACAGGAUGACCACAGACUCUAUAGGCAAGACCCUCAGGCACUCGACUGAUGCUCCACACAAAAUGUAGCGGUGAGGGGUUGGGGAUUUAGCUCAGUGGUAGA
This is a messenger RNA of Rattus rattus (black rat), 1159 nucleotides long. RefSeq names its product LysM domain containing 3 (gene Lysmd3). The record is from RefSeq and is a predicted model, not a curated record. The transcript is spliced from 3 exons. Gene Ontology annotation, cellular component: Golgi apparatus. Gene Ontology annotation, biological process: Golgi organization. Bases 204 to 1106 code for a protein of 300 amino acids. NCBI's taxonomy places the organism in Eukaryota, Metazoa, Chordata, Mammalia, Rodentia, Muridae.